AUGUCUCUCAAUUGGGUAAUGCUUGAUCAAGAGGGCUUCGUCCGCCUCCCAAAUGAACGUAUCGUCUACUCGUCACCUCCCCGCACCGCCGUGUCCUUGACCCCACCAUCGGGAUACAAAGGCGGAGAGAGCCUAUCCGUCCAAAGCAGCGCCGGUUGCAUUCACCUCACUAAUCAGCGAGUGGUAUAUCUACCAGCGGCCAGAACCAAUGACUUCCAGUCCUUUUCCUCUCCGCUAUUGAAUGUCCGAGACUCCCAUGUGUCGGCCCCUUUCUUCGGCCCCAAUGUGUGGACCGCCCUGGUGCAACCUGUCUCCGGGGGUGGCAUCUCGGCAUCGCUCCCUGCAGUGCAGAUGAAAGUGACCUUCAAGGAAGGCGGGGCCUUUGACUUCCACACCAAUUUCGAGCGCAUCAAAGAGCGAAUGCAAGAGGCUGUCGAGAACACUGAUCAAGGCACUCGUGGGCAACAGACGGUAGAUCUCUCAUCUGUUCAUUUGGAAGACUUGCCUGCAUAUGAUGCACCGCCCAAUGCCAACCAAAAUGUCACAUCCAGCGAGCCAACGGAGGAACCUCCAUCCGCCCGACCCUCUGAUGCGAGCGCUGAACCGGUGGAGCCUCCUCCCUGCUAUGAGGAAGUUCAGUCGCAGAGCGUAGCGCAUGAACUAGAGGAAAGGCUGCGACGAGCCAGUUGA
Messenger RNA from Penicillium brevicompactum, 690 nucleotides. RefSeq names its product GRAM domain-containing protein. Gene Ontology annotation, biological process: positive regulation of DNA-templated transcription. Gene Ontology annotation, cellular component: nucleus. Lineage: Eukaryota; Fungi; Ascomycota; Eurotiomycetes; Eurotiales; Aspergillaceae. Gene Ontology annotation, molecular function: chromatin DNA binding; transcription coactivator activity. Bases 1 to 690 code for a protein of 229 amino acids. The record is from RefSeq and is a predicted model, not a curated record. The transcript is spliced from 3 exons.